Molecule: messenger RNA, 4716 nt
Organism: Acanthochromis polyacanthus (spiny chromis)
Lineage: Eukaryota; Metazoa; Chordata; Actinopteri; Pomacentridae
Exons: 8
Coding region: 808-1404 (198 amino acids)
Molecular function (GO): GTPase activity; GTP binding
Source: RefSeq, a predicted model, not a curated record
UUUGUGAAAAUUCAGAGAAAAAGACAAGUUCCCUCAAGAUAUCUUCCACAAACUGUUACUCUUAAGGCAUUAAAAUGUCAGAUAUUCAGUCUUUCCAGGCAUCAGCUGCCAAACCAUUGUUCUGGCCCAAUGCUGCGAAAAUGCAGAAAGAGGUCAGUCAUAGAGGAGUCCACAGGUAAUGUUAAGGUCGUUGCAUGCAAAAAUGCGUUCAUGAGGCGAUUUCCCUGCUUGUUUUAGAGCGAUUGUUUGACCAAAAACUACAGAAUAACCCACACAAGCAGCUUUAAAGCACUUCAACUGUUGCUUUAUCAACAUUAUUUGAAAGAUUACAACAGACGCAUUCAUUUCUUUGACUUUCUUUAAUAGAAAAGUAGCAAAACUCGCUGUGAACCACUCCAUAAUAAGUUAAGUUGUGCUUUGAAGUGUAUGUAAGGCAUUUUAUUGUUGCUUUAUGACUUUUGCACCAUAUUUAAGCACAUUUAUCUUCCAGAUUAGAGGCUUUCGGAUGAUUAUAAGUCAUUGAAAAAGAUGUUUUUAUGUGUGUCCUGAAUGGAUUCUAAAUGAGGUUUGUGUGUGGAGUUGGACACCAUUCCUCCAGACAAAUGGCUCUUGUCAUAUACUGUUCCCAAAGAGAGAGAGAGAGAACUCUUAUAACCAAACACAACCACAGAGGCAGACAGAAGAAGAGAGAAGGCAGUCACAUCCAUCUGCUCUCUGCCUGCUCAGUGUCUGGAAUUUAUUUCUAUUUUAAGGGCUUCCAUGAAGGGACAAACGGUGGAUUGAUUUAUUCGUAGCUCCGGUAGGAAAAUGGUUCCAGUUAAACUCCUCAUUCUGGGAGCUCAGAACACUGGAAAAACAGCACUGUGUGUUCGUUUCAUAACCAAGCGCUUUAUUGGCGAAUACGACCAUAAAAAGGAGGUGACCUACAGAUGCAGCCGGGCGGUCGACCAGGAAACUGUUGAUCUGGAGAUCUUGGAUGUAGCUUGUAAGGAGAGCUCUGUGGCUUCUCUGGAGUCUUCCAUCCGCUGGGCUGAUGGAUUCCUGCUGCUCUACUCCAUCACACAGCGCCGCAGUUUCCUGGAGGUCCCACGACUCAAGACGCUCAUCGACAAGACCAAACACAGUCUGAUUGUUCCUACAGUGCUGGUAGCCAAUAAAGCAGAUUUGGAAAUUGGCAGGGAGGUGACAACAGAGGAAGGACAGAGACUUGCGAAGGAUUUAAGGUGUGGUUUCAGGGAGUUGUCUGUGGCCGAAGCAGUUUUAGCCGUGGAAGCAGCUGUGUUUCAGCUCAUUAGGCAGGUGUUGGAUCAGCAGCGCCCUCUGCCUGACCGCCGCUCCUACAUGCUGACUGUUCGCCACGCUCUGACCAGGAAACUGACCCGAUCCAAGACCAUGCAGUGGUGACAAACAAUCCAAACUUUUGACAUUUGUCUGUUUUUAUUUAGAGCUCAUGAUUGAAACACUAAUCUUUGCCAGCCAGGAUGUGUGGAGAGAAACGGAAGAAAGAAGAAAUCCUCUGAAGAGUUUUAUUUUUUGAACUAUAGCUCUGUUAAUAUUCAAGACAUCUAGUGAAUAUGAGGACCGGUUUCAGAGUUUUUAUGCAGCACAGAGGAUUUGCCUGUUUCCUGGCUUAAACCUGCGACGUCUGGCUUUUUGGGCUCAUGCGUCUUGAGGCCUCUGUUUCAAAAAGUAAUACAGGAAACAUGCACAACAGGACAGUUGUUUUGCAAAGCAGAUAAAGCAGAUGAGCGUUCGAACUUGGAGAAUAUGUGUGUCGCACAUUCCUGCUCAGUCAGGAGUAAUCUGGAAAAGAGGUUAAAGCAGGUUGAAGACGGUACUAGAAGGAGAAACAAGGGGUCAACAGGUAAAGCUUUAAUAACGGGCUCCUCUCAUCACCUUUUAAAGCAGCAGACAGUUUAAGACAGCUUGGAUGAGAGUCCAAAACGGUCAGAGAAGGCUGGACGGAUGAUGUCUUUUUAGGUUGAAUUUUCCAUACAACUCCAAUUUUAUAGAAAGACAGCAAUCCCUGUGCAGUUAGGAUAGAAACACACUGAAACACAAGUAAAAUAAGAUUCUUUUAUUAGUGUCUGUUGUAUAUUUUACAAGCAAUGCAUUUUAUUGUGCAUUUGCAGUUUGUUGUGUGAUCCAUUCUCCAGUAGAGGGCGGUGCAGCACUUUAUCUGAUGGAGACUUUGGCGCACUAUUUGGCCAGAGGUGUACAGUUUGAACUGCUUUGUGUGGACCUCAACCUCUUGAAGAGUCUUUGGAGGUCUUUUCCACAAAAUUCUGUGGAAAACCUCCCCAGAAGAGCAGAUUAGUAACAGAGGAAAUGCCACCGUUUUGCAAUAACCCAAUCAAAAAUGACAUUUAGGUCCGUCAGCUUCAUUAUCUUCCCUCAAGUUUACUUUAAUAAUUAGACAUUUUUGUGUGUAAUUCACACAAGAGUCAACGAAGUUCAUGAGUCUGUGAGUAAAGCGGUUAAAGUCGCCCUUGCAGUUGGAGCGUACAGAUGAUGUAAGAGUGUGUAAAGAAUGAGGCUGGCUUUCAUUUCAGUCUUGGCGUUACUCGACUGUGUCUUCACGUUUCUCCCCAUGCAUCUUGCUUUCUUCUGAACUUGUGAACUUUAUGCUCGAGAGACAUCUGUAAAAAGAAAAAAAAAGAGACAGGAAAAAGCAAGACAGCGAGAGACAGAAAAUAAAGCAGACUGUAACAGGAAAGGAAAAUUCUGGGCUUUUUUUUUUGGCAUCUUUGUCAUCUAUAAGCAGCAAAAAAAGAAGAAUAUGAGCUGUUCUGUUGCAGCCACAGCUAUCUGUGAAGACAUUAUAGGAAAUUGGAUGUGUGCUCUCUCUUAUCCCUCCGCUCUGACCACCCUAUGACCGUUCACCAUGUUACCCAUCAACUACUCCACCCAGCUGCCACCAACCAACCAACCAACCACAGAGCUCCAUGCACUUAUAUAUAAACACAGAAGAUGUAAAUGUGCAGACAGUUACAGAUUUCGGCUCUAGAUUUUCUUUAUAUCAAACCACAUUUUGCUGCUUUUUAUAGCAACAGCCACUCUGUUAUUUAUCAUUCUGUCAUUGCCUUUUUGCAAUGUCGCUCUCACUGUUGACAAAGUGAAAUUAUUGUCUGUAUUUUUUGGUUUUGAAAUGGAACUUAAUGAGUCCUCUCAACGUAUAAUUUGGCUUGGUUGCAUUGUAAACAGACGCAAGUUCCUCUGUUUCUGUUGAGUAGCUUUUCAUGGCAUGUUUGAUAAUCAUCCAGUCAUUCAUAAGAUAAUGGGUAAAACUAAUACUUAUAUGCUGGUUUAUUUCCGUUUUCUCCCCAUGACACUAUUGAGGCACUGAGUUGCGGUGGUUAUUUCUUGCUAACUAUUGUUGAAUAUUAAAAGGCUGCUUUGGAACAGAAGUCAUUACUAGCAAAGUAUGAAUUGCUAUUCCCCCACAUGAGCGGACGCUACAGUGAAUAAGCCCAAGCGUGUUAACGGUGGAGCGAGAAAGAGCGUUGACGUGAGGACUAAUUGUCUGGUAGUGACAGUGUGCAGCAGAGUGAACCCAUCACUGACUCACACAGACACAUAAACCACAUAAAAAAAACUGUGUUGUCCCCCACCUCGGAGGCUUUGAUGAUGCCGCUCCUGCCGCCUGUGAUGCCAACAAACCUGAGUGGAUUAGGGAGGCAGACGAGGAAGGCUUGAAUAGGAUGAUGGCAACGGGGAGAGGGGAUGACAUCACACCGGUCACCAAGGAGAUGAAAGGUCAGGACCCCGUGUCAACUCUCCAGCUCAGAAUAGAAGAUGAGUCAUGCCUGCAUCAUUGCACCAGCAGCCAAUCAGAAGCAGCCUGUCACAGCGCCGAUCAAUGGAUGAAAAGCCAGUCGUGGACCUGCAGUGAAAGAGCACUGAGUUUUUUUAUAAGUUUGUGCUUAUUUUAAAUACAUUACGUAGAAAUGAUCAUUUCAUUCAUGCAGUGUGUGUGCCUUUGUCCAGGAGGAGGUGAAUGCUUGCUUUCCAGAAAAGCUGACAGCUGUUUAUAUGUGCUGAUCAAAGCCAGUUGUAAACCGACGAUCUUCCUCCUACUUUACUGACAGACGGUUAUUUACAUCAGGACACCACAGUUUAGCAAUCAAGUUGAUUUAAUGAACACAAACCAACCAACACAAUUCAACACACUCAUCAAAAAGGGAUCAGCAGUGAUUACAUGAUUCGCAGACUGUCAUUAAAGGUAUCAUCAUUAAAGCGGCACUCAUCAAUAUUUUUAUAUCAACAAUCAGAAUAAUACCUAUGUGUGUGUGUUGCUCAGUGAUUUACAGAAAUGAUUCCUUCCUCUGCAGACUGUCAUUGUUUUGGUUUAUUCGCUUGCAUUAGCCUUACUUUACCAGCACCAGACAGAUUUAUGUUUCAGAAAAGCUCUAAAAAUACAUUCUACACGGGCAGUAAAGUUAGCAGGAUGCUGGUGGACAUAAUGGGAUUUGAACAGCUAAACAGAUGGGUGAUUCUCACAGAGGUUGGUGGGGACCAAAACUGAGCUUAAAGGUGACUAAGUUAAUCAGUAUUUGACCUACAUUUGCCAAGUUUCCAAACAGCACUGUGACUUCAUGUUGGUUGUAUUUUUCUGAGAGUUUUAGGAAUAAUAUAUCAAAAAUGUACACUACUGUUUAAAAGUUUGGGCUCACUUAGAAAUGUCCUUAUUUUUGAAAGAAAAGUAGUUUUUUUUCA